Messenger RNA from Schistocerca gregaria, 11096 nucleotides. RefSeq lists its product as uncharacterized. Gene Ontology annotation, cellular component: cytoplasm; transcription regulator complex; aryl hydrocarbon receptor complex. The record is from RefSeq and is a predicted model, not a curated record. Gene Ontology annotation, biological process: regulation of transcription by RNA polymerase II. The transcript has 15 exons. NCBI's taxonomy places the organism in Eukaryota, Metazoa, Arthropoda, Insecta, Orthoptera, Acrididae. The coding region runs from base 287 to 3589 and encodes 1100 amino acids. Gene Ontology annotation, molecular function: protein dimerization activity; RNA polymerase II cis-regulatory region sequence-specific DNA binding; DNA-binding transcription factor activity, RNA polymerase II-specific.
AUGAAAAUGGCGGAGAUCUAUAUUUAGUGGACUGAAUGAAGACUGAGAAAAUGCAGUUUGAAAUGCAAGUGUUGUUUGUGUAUGUGAUGCUGAUAAACCUUUGAAGACUUGUGACGUGUAAUUUGCACACGUCACGGCCUCAUGUGCCUCAACAGAAGACUGCAAUACAAGACUGAAGGCGAAAACCCACUCGAGUACAACUCUCAAGACUGAGAAGGGGGCAUCAGUGGGAGUCUGCCUCCUCCUAAAACAAUAACUAAUAACCUAGCAGAGUUGUCCUGUCGGCAUGGGCGACUCACGGGACCGCUUGGACUCGGAUGACGAAGCAGGCAGCGGCGAGGGCGGCGCGGAUGCUCGGGCCGCCGGCAGCGGGGGCGGCGGCGGCGGCGGCGGCGGCACGGGGGCGGGCUCCACGCAAGCGCCAAGCAACAACCGCCAGAUGCGGAACAAGGCGGAGAAGCAGCGGAGGGACAAGUUGAACAGCUUGAUCACCGAGCUGGCGCACCUGGUGCCCAUGGUGGCGCAGUCGCCGCGCCGCAUGGACAAGACCUCCAUCCUGCGCCUCAGCGCCACCUUCCUGCGCAUGUACCGCUGCCUGCCGCUGAAGCCUGGCGAGAUCCACGAGCCCUUUCUGCCCUUCCUGGAAACGCUGAAGGUGUCGCAAGUACUGCUAGAUUUCCUGCAAGGCAUGGAGGGCUUCAUGCUGGUGGUGACGGGCGCGGGCAAGAUCGUCUUCGUCACGCACACCGUCGAGAAGCUGCUGGGCCACACCCAGAACGACCUGCUGGGACAGUCGCUGUACAACAUCACGCGGCCGGAGGACCACGAGGAGCUGCGGCGCAACAUCGAGACGGCUCCCAGCGACGGCCGCGCCUCUUCCGCCGCUUCCGGCUGCUCGCCAGCGCUGACGUCCGACGAGAGCAGCUGUGAGGACGGCGCGGCCGGCGGCUCGACGCCCAGCAGCUCGCCGUCGGCGUCGCGACCCGGCACGUCGGCGUCCACGGCGUCGGUGGGCUCGUCGUGCGACGGCGGCCGCGCCGGCCUGGGCGGCCUCUUCGGCUCCGCGGGCGCCGCCGAGCACCACCGGCGCUCCUUCUACAUCCACCUGGCGCAGCGCGCCGGCGGCCGCGCUGCCGGCUCUGGCUCCGCCACUGCGGGCGCCGGCGGAGGCGGAGGCGGCGGGGGUGGCGCGGCCGGCCAGGGCGCCGAGCAGACGACGUACGAGCUGGUUCACUUCCUCGGCUACCUGCAGGUCCCGCGGUCACACGAGCCGCCGCCCGCCACGCACCGCCCGCGCCGACACCGCGACACAGUUCCAAGUAGCAACAGUGAUAAUGUCCUGGUUGCUGUCGUCCAACUGUUUCGGGAGAAAAAAGUCAUGGAGUUAUCUCUCCUGGAGGCAACACUGGAUGAGUACCAAACGAGGCAUCUAAAAGAUGGCAGUAUUGUGUAUUCAGAUCACAGAAUAUCUGUUGUGGCCGGAUAUCUGGCAGAUGAGGUUCACGGUCAUAAUGCAUUCACGUUUAUGCAUCAGGAUGACAUGGCAUACGCCUUAAUAGCCCUUCAGCAGAUGUUUGACAAGAAUGAGCCGUUUGGCAGUUCCACUUACAGGCUCGUUACAAAAAAUGGGCAAUACAUUUAUAUGAGAACAAGAGGCUAUUUAGAGUUUGCACAUGGAUCAAAAGAUGUGGAGACAUUUUUGUGCAUUAACACACUUCUGUCGAAAGAAGAAGGUGAAGAUGGGCUGCGGGAGAUGAAGCAGCGCUUCUCUGCUUAUGUCUCUGCACUGAGAGCUGCUGGAGCUGACUUGUCCUUGGCUGGCAUUGCCGCUGCUAUGAGUGCUGCACCGCCCCCACCCCGGAUGGUGAAAGGUUCUGAGCUUCCCAAACUGCCACCCCCACCCCCACCCCCACCACCAUCUUUGCAGCCAUCAUCGCCAUCACCACUGCCACCACCACGGCCACCACCACCACCACCACCACCACAACCACCUGCAGCAAUCACGUCAUUGUCAUCGCCUGAGAUUAUAACUAAUUCAACUCUCUGUGAAGUGUCUCCGCCCUUCACAGCAAUGGUGACAGAGAGAACAGCUAGCUCAGAGCAGAGUGCAGAUGUCUUUGGCAGUGUUUCACGCUCAGAAGCAGCAGCAAGCAAAUACAGAAACCAAGCACCAACAGCAGCUUCCAGAUCACCUACAGUGGAUCCAUAUCUUCCAGCAGCAAGACCUCGUGCAGUUUCUGAAGGAGAUGACACUACUGGAUUCAAUUUACAGAAUUUUGUAAGUCUCUUCAAGGUGCCUGAAGAGGAAGAAAAUAGUGUUGAAGUUCAGCUGUCACCUCUUGCCAAUAGUACUGGCAUUACCACAGACUUAGAAGAAAAAGAACAGCUCAGAAAUCCACUUUCUCCUUCAUCACCUCCAUCGAGGCACCCAUACACCGCUGCCCAGAGGAUUAGGGCAGCAUCAGAAAGUGAACUACAGACUGCCAAUAGUGGAUCGACUUUUAUUCAGUCAGAUCCAGCGAGCAGAGGGGGCAACUGGCAGUUUCCGAGGCCCGGAGACAUGCCUCAUUCGGGAACUACGGAGAGAAGGCCCCCGGAAAGACCUACGGUUAUUACCGGACGGUGCUGUGCUGGAUCUGAGAGGAUGAAGUGCAGUAGAUUGUCAGUUAUGUCAGUCACAGGAGAUGAGAAGAGGAUUACCAGUGUGCGUGGUGAAGUUACUGUGUUAAAAAGGACUAUGAGUGCAGAUGUAGAAAAUCCGAGCACUACAAAGAAACUGAAUGUUGGACCCCGGUACUGUAGGCAGCGGCACAGAGUUGAGCAUCCUCCUACGGAAGCUCUGAGUGUGGAAGUAAAUACACUUCCGCCCGAUGAACUGCAGCAUAUAAUAUUGUCGAGGGACAGUGGCAUGUACAAUUCGCAGCCAACAGUUCUCGUAUCACAGCACAGCCUGUUUCGGACAUCACAGCCAGCACUUCAGACUGUGACACAAAAUGUGCCUGCAUCUUCUUUGAGCCCCCCUCAAUUAGCCGAAAUGCAGAGCACGUCUGUUACACCACCAUCGUUUAUUAUGGAAGAACCUAGUGGCCUGCCUCUUGUGAACUUAAGUGAUGCCAACACAUUAUCAGUUGGUUGCCAGGAUCCUCUUAUCAGCCCUGAUCAUGGAGACAGUGACUCAUUUUCAUCUCUAGGAUUACCUGAUCCAGAGAAUAAUCCAGAGGUCUUAGACCUGUUAGAAGCAUCUGAACUGAAGCUAAAUUUUGACACAUUGCAAGAGGUGCGCAGUAGCAACGAACCAGAAGCACCUUCCGGACCGGAGACUGCAGUCACUCUGGAGCGCUUUCUGGCACGCAAACACCUACAACUCGAGUCGUGCAUGCAGCGACAGGAAACACAGAUGCACUGCAUCGAGCACGACCUGACUCAGCUCCCAUUGGCAGACCAUGUGUUCCGCUCAAACCUCACACAACUGCAGGCAAGUGGCCCGAUACAUGCCAGGAAGGAAGAGAGACAAGCUUCAAAAUUACACAUUCCUGUCCUCACACCUAUAUUUAUGAGGAACAACAUAAGAAGCACCAGAUACUGCUGAACAACCUCAAAGAAGACCGUUAUAAUAUACAUAGUAAUAAAAUCAAAAUUUGUAAUGUUAAGCAAGAUAUUGGUGUGUGAAGCAUAAUAGAUAUCACAAACCACACUGGAAUCAUGGGUGGAUGGUGAAAUUUGUGAAUUUUUUUAUGCAUACAUCAGAGUAAAUAAUAGUUUAUACACAGUUUAUGAUUUCAAGGAAGUGAUUCUAAACACUCAGGGAUUUCUGUGUAGUUAAGAAGGAAAGUUUGGUUGAUAUUGGCCAGUUUUUGCAACAUUGUUUUGUAGGCAACAUGUAUAACCAUUGAACAUAUAAAAACUUAUAACUUUAAAUUCUGUACAGCCUUAAAUUCAAACAUGAGCUGGAUUCAUCAUGAUAAUGUAAGUACUUUGAAAAAUGAAACUCCAUGUUCUGAAAAUGCAUAAACGAAGUACAUCUGUUUCAAAAUUUUAGUAAGUAUUACAUGCCAUGAUAUUUUUAUUAGGGGGAACACAUCUGGGGCCACAAAUUUGAUUAUUGCUUCCUCUUUCUACUAUCUUUCGUCCCUGAGUAGGUAGUACAUUGACUUCGUUUUUAUAGAAAAGGCUAAAAUGUUUACAAAAAGUAUCAGCUCAGUAUUUUUGAAGUAAGUGGGCUUUGUAAUCCCACAUUGACUGCAUACCUGACUGACACUGAACAUUUAUUAAAAUGAGUUGACUUAAUAUACAUACAUUGGAUAUAAGUAACUGUUAUAGUUUGUUAGUAACAACCUAACCCAAAAUGGAGAAAAGAGAAAUAACAUUAUAUCAUUAUAUAUCUGCUCAAUGUCAUUACUUACUAUAUAGCACAGCUUAUCUCCUCUAUCUUUGCAAGAGGAAAGAACUGGUGCAAAAGACUUUGCAUUUUUAUGUUAUUUUUGUAGUAUGGAAUUUUGUACUUUGCAUAAGUGUUUUAGUUUUGGGAAUUACCUUUUUACUCUCAUGUAUGCAUUAGAAUGAAACAUCUUUGUACCUGACUUGAAUUUUCUCAUACAUUGUAGACUGUUAAAAGCGAACUGAAAUUUUUGGUGUUAUUUCACCAACCAUCCGACUGAAUAUUUCAUAUAUAAAUUAAGACAGCACUAUGCGCAAUAUAUUCCACAAUUUAUAUAUUUCGAUACACAUGUUUAGAACCAUUCAGUCUGUCCAUAUAAUCAACAGAUCUCAAUUUGAAGAACUCACUUAAAACCAUGUUCCUGUCAUGUUUCCCUUGUUACUGUCCUGAGGAAAAUUCUUUUAGCAUUGUGCACUGAGGUACUGAGUUUUAUGUUAUACCCGAUGACAUGUAAAUGAUAUAUUUGUUAAAAAUAAUUUGUGUAUCAUUGAGAGAAUCAACUAGUCAGUCUGUAAGUACUUUGUAAUGCAGAAACAGAAAAGUCAAUGAAGUGCCUUCUGGUUGCAGAAGAAUAGUUUUAGUAUGUAUGACUUUGUUUUCCACCCAGAAACUCCAGCUUUGCUGUUCAUCAUACAGUCAGUACUAUACCAUCAUGGAAACUUCAGUGCCCCUACCUUGCUUAAUGAAGAACAACUCCUCAGAGAUUACCAGCAAGAUCCUAUAGUGUGUGUGCCAAGUUAAGAAAAACUGAUCAGUGUUGUUUAGUGGUCCUACCUGCAAGUUAAGUACAAUGACUUCACACAUAAAUAUCCCAGACUUGAGUUGCGUACCUCCUGUCCUAAGUGACUAAAAAGACUGUGGUAGUGAAGUGUGAGUGAGUGAAAUUGUUUUAAUUGCACUGGAAACAUUUUAUUUAAAGGGCAAUGAAUAUACUAACUGCUCAAUAUGAUCGACAUAGACUGAUUUCAAAAAGACUGAAAAUGAUAAUAUUUAACACAGCAGCAAAUGUAUAGUGAGCUUUUUGCUCUGUGUAUUCAAAAAGUUGCAUUUGAUUUGGUUGGAGUCAGAGGCUAGUGGUUAAUUUACUGUUUAAGAGAUUUUUACAAGAGAACUUUUAUACAAUGGAGAUUAUAGUACAUCGUAUAAUACCUCACUGUGCAAUACAUUAAAGUUAUGCUUGUGAAAAGGAAACAGUAAGUUUUGUUCUUGUCUUUUAUGUCAGCUGUUAUGCUGCUUUAUACACGUUCUUUUUGUAUAAACUGAAACUGCCUAAAUUUGAUAGUAGUUGUACGACUGACAUAGCAUUAGACAAUUCUUGUAAUGUAACUUACGGCCUUGCCUCAUCCCGUGUCAGUGCUUUGUGUUCUUGGACACUCACCUUGUUGAUUAUUCACAAGCUGUUGAUAAUAAAUUCUGGAUUAUAAUAAUUUGUGUCUGAAAAGAUCUAUCCUUCAUAAUGGAAUUGUAGUUGUCUAUAUGAAUAUCUAAAAUUUGUAAUGAUUGUUUGCUCAUUUACCUAAAGAAAAUGAAGAAAGGACAACAGUUAUGGGUGCAUUUAGUUGUUUUAUGCACUUACCCCUAACUACAGAUGUAAUAGCUCUCAAAUGGCACACAACCAUACAGCCGUAAAGUUUUCUGGACCAUUGCAUGACUGUGUGGGUGAACGUACUAAGGGAAAUUGUAAUUAAAACAUGAAAAAUAACUUUCUUGGUGUACAUUGUAAGUAAUCAUAUUGUCUCAAAUUUUGACUGGAAGUUAUUUUCACAUUCAUGUCAUGUGGAUUAUGUAAAUUGUAGUGUCAAGAUAUAAUUUAGAAAUUUGAUUUUUAUGUUUCUCUGUAUUCAGAAAUUGCAAAAAUAUGAUUAUUUAAUGUACAGGAAUAUUAAAAAAAAUUAAAUUUGCUAUUUGUCGUGGGUAAACUGACUGUGUGCCUUCCAGUAAAUGUUCAAUUAUUUUCAAAUGACUCAGUGCUUGGAUGAUUAAAUAGUAUUUACUCAUCUUGAAAAAUCAUAAACAGAGGAAUAAUUGUAUGAGAGAGACUUUGUGAAUCCUUUUUGUUUUAUUGUUGAGUGUGAGUAAUGAUAUGUAAUUGUAAUGUGACAUUUUUCUAGUAUAUUAAAGCUUCUGACUCCUAGCCACAAAAUCAAAUUGCUUUGUUAAAUGGAAAAAAUCAUUAAUAUUAAGACUGUUAUAAUUAUCUGUUAAAAAGUCUGAAUAAUAAAUAAAAUUUUAUACCAUUGACCAUCAUAUUGGAUUUUAAAACAUUCUCUAUACGUUGACAUUAAUGUAUAAAAUUGAGAUAUCUGAUAAUUUUGUAAUGGACUGUGAUGUAACAACUGACAUCCUUUUUACGUCAUAAGUUUGAAAUGCAGAUGUAUAUUUCACAUGAGGCCACAUUCUACUAGCUACCUUCGGGUUCAGAUUCCUGGUGUGAUGAUGUAAUUGUCAUUCCCUGGAUAGAUCUGAAGUUUUUGAUUCAAAUUUUCUUACGAAUUGAAGGAAAUACAGUGCCCAUUUGUAUAAUGGGAAAAAAAUAUUUUGACUGUUGGACAGCAGAUAAAGUUUAAUGGAUCUUUCUUAAAAUUUUUAAAGAAAUGAACAGUUCACAGGUUGUGUAAAAUAUUUCCUUUAGUACUCUCUUGUUUUGAACUAAAUAGUGGCAUAAGGUUGUAUUUGUUAUCACAAAGCAAAUGUGUCUUUUUUUUACUGUAUCAGGAACAACAUCAAUACAGGAAUGAUGAUUUCAGUAAGUUAUUGACUAUAUCGCAUUCAAACAUUAUCAUCUUCAGUAUUGAUAUUGAUGUGUGGUGAAUUCACAAAGAGACAGAUGAAUUGGAUAGUAUUUAGCUUUGGGAAGUGCAACUCCUGAAACAUCUGAUAGACACACAUAAAAGUGUGUAGCCAUCACUGUUAGCUUUUGGAAGCACAGCUUUCUUCUUAAGAACAGGAAAAAAGGAAAAGCUGAGUGAUGUUGGACAGACGGUUCUUUUCUUUUCUUUGGGGUGGGAGAAAUCAUAACCCAGAUCAAUGUCUGUUAAGGAAAGGAAGCAGCAGUGAAGAAACAGGUAUCUGAAACCAUAUGGUUCUGGAGAGUAGAGGUAAUUUCUUUUUAACAAUGUAGUAAAAGACAUAUUGCUACUUACCAUAAAAAAGAUACAUCAAGUUGCAGACAGGUACAAUUAAGUCAUUCAUGUAUAGCUUUCAGUCACAACCUUCAUCAGUAAAACACACACACACACACACACACACACACACACACACACGCCGAUUCAGGCCCAAGAUGCCUUAGUUGGUGGCCGUGUGUUUGUGUGAUGUGUGCUUGCUUUUAGUGUGUGUGUGUGUGUGUGUGUGUGUGUGUGUGUGUGUGUGUGUGUUUUUUUUUUUUUACUGAUGAAGGCUGUGUCCGAAAGCUACAUGUAAGUGUGCUUUAAUUGUGCCUGUCUGCUACUUGAUGUGUCUUCUUUACAGUAAGCAGCAAUCUGUCUUUUCGUACAUUGUUGAUGUUCUUACCUGGAGUUUUCAUCUUUUGGUAAUUUCUUUUUUAUUUCCAUGUGCGUCUAUUCAGCAACUUAAGAGUUACGCCUCCUGAAGUCAAGUGACAGUCACCAGCCUCUUUGUGAAUUUCUUAAAUCUCUAUAUGGAAUUUUCUUGUUUAUAGUAUUUUAAUAUAAGAUGUGUAAUUUUUUUCUUCAAAUCAAUUCAUCUAUAUUUUGUGUCGUCGACUUUUUGAGGGGGGAAAAAUAAUCACUUGCCCCUUUUUUAAAAUUCAUGUUAAGUUUUCAUCAAAUUUGGAAGUGCAGAAUUUUUUCUUAAUUUCGUAAUUCUGUAUAUCCACAUUAUUGUGGUUUGUAUAAAUUUACGAAGUUUGUUUACGUUAUGAAGAAGACUUGAAACAUUUCUGGGUAAGUGAUUUCUUUUGACCAGUUGAAUACGUGUGUGUGUGUGUGUGUGUGUGUGUGUGUGUGUGUGUGUGUGUGUGUAACGCUUUCAGUAAACGAAGAAGACAACAUUGCGGAAUUAGCCCCAGCAAUAUUUUUUAUGUGACAAAGUACGCCAAUUGCGUUAAUUGUAGGUGGCAAAUAUACUUAAUUGUGUCUUGUUUUGCUUAACUCCAUACUAAAACUAAUAUAGUUUCAUUGUUAUGUCUUCAGCCUCCAAUAGGUAUAAUUUUUUUGGCUGCUUAAAUAGUGUGGCAGAAGCUCAAUCUUCAGUAACUGAUUACUUUGUUUCAUCCUGAUAAUGCCCACAUUGACAUUUUAGUAUAUGGUGCAUCCUCACUAGUUCUCUGAAGAGAAUGCCGUUAUUAGCUGUAGUGUUGUUUUAAGCAUUCUUUACUUAUUAUUGUGCUGUUUUUAUCUCUUAUUUUGAGAGAAUAAGUACUGUUAGUUUAAAAAUUGUUGGUCAGCUUUAUGAUUCUGCAUAUAUCAGCUGUGUUGUUACAGUUCUAUAUAUAUGUCAUAUAAUGACUGUAUUAUUUGCUACUUCCAGAGUUUAUUAACAUUCCUUCAGAAGAGAUUGCUGCCUUUUGGUUCUGUCUUCAUUAAUUCUUACAUUGUGUUGAAACAAUUAAUGCAACCAUUCUGUAUGCCGGUGAGUGCAUUAUGCGGUUUUCACAUGCUGUCAACGUAUUCUUGCUGUAUUGAACCACUAAGUGCACCAACAAAAAACCAUGAAUGCCAGGUCCAACAUAAUUAUACUAUUUGUCCUUUGAAUAGUAAAAUGUUAUUGCCUGGGUCUCCUGUCUCACUUACCAGUAGUGUGCAACUUGUCCAUCAAUUAUUGGACAAUCAUCAGGUUGUCUAAGGAAUAUCAUGGUUGUUUAAGCAACACUUAAAACCUAUUCCGUUCAUGUCAUAUAUAAAAUUUCCUUAUGUCAGUAACUGAGUGUGUUUUGAAACUAAUGUUUUUGUGUGUUCCCAUGUCUCCAUCUUUUGCUCUAUUUUUCAUUGUAAAUUUAAUUACUUUUGUGAAGUAUCGCGUGAUUCAUAAGUUGCAGAGGCUUAUUGGAAGUACAUUUUGCACAUGGAUUUAGUCCUUGUAUGUAACAGUGGAUAAGAUUAGUAGAUGAAAAGAGAAACAUAGGACACAAUUUCUGCCACAUCUUUCUAAACUUUUUGGUUGAUGAUUCAUACUGCUUUUAAACCUUACUUAAGUUGUUAUGUUUGACUUUUAAUGUAAUGUGAUAAGUUUAUUUUGUUAUUGGCUUGCUGAUCUGCCCAUAUUGGUUACUGCUUAUUUUGGACUGCCAAGAUAUUACCUGUGCUCUACUAUGAUUAAUUUUCUCCCUUAAAAUCUAUAAAUUAUGUGUAAUCUUCCUUUCCAAAUAUGUCCACAAUAGUGACAUAGUGCAUGGUACAUUUUAUGGCACAUAGAGGAUUAAUUUAGGACUUUUUUUUUUAAUUUUUUUGUUGUUGUAGUUGAUAGUUACUGGGGUAAAUUAUUUGAUGCCAUUCGUACAAUUAACUAAACUACUGUAGUCUCUGGUGAUAUGCUAUGUGCUACUUAACUCUUAAUUGGUUGAUCACUUCUGAUUACUUAGGUACAUACUUCUUGUCUGCUAUAACAAUUUUUGUUUUUGUACAAAUGGGUGUUUUUUAAAAAAAGUGUCUUUGUCUACAAAGAACUCAAUCACCACUCAGUGACAUUACUGCAUGUUACAUGCAUUAUAUGGUUUUUAAAUUAUUUAUACAGGUGAUAGGAAUUUAGUAAAUGCAUAAUGCAUAGUUUUGUUAUAAACUGAUGUCCAUUGCUAGUGUGUAAAUUUCAGUCGUGUAACCUUUGCUAGAAAAUGCUGACAUAUGGUUCGCAUUUUUGAUAUUUAGUUUUGUAUAGUUUUGAUAAAAUUUACACAGAAAUUAAAGUUUUCCUAUUGUAAACGCAGCUGAAAUAUUUUUGUAAUGUAAAUUUAACACGACUGUCCAUAAGAUCGAAGUUAAAGGUUCAUUCUGAGAGGCCUCAUGUCAAAUAUACACAUUUUACAUCACUAGCAUCUCAGGCUGGGAUUUCAGCUUGCUUGUGUAGUCUGUGAGUUCAGUGAUCAGAUAUAGAUGCUACUUGUAGCUACUGGGUGAUGGGCUAUUCAUCUUGCUUUUGUAUUAUAAACUGUUUGUGGUCAUGCCCUUGCAUUUUUCAUCAGUUAGCAUACCAAAAAAGAGCACAAAAGCUUAAGCUUGAUUAGAAAGAUAUUAUCAGUUUAUUUUGCUUGUAGAGAAGAUAUGUUGUGUACAAAAAAUGUAGAUAUGUAAAUUGAUAACUCAUAAGACCGAUAAAUGUAAAUGCUGUAUAAUCUUUCUAUAGGCUAAGAGAUACAUUAGAAUGGAAUUCUGUCCAAGAUAUCCUAACUUUUUUAGGCGUGAUGCCAGGAACAUUUUAUUGGAAGCUUCUCUGGAAAAAAAGAAUACAGGAAAACAUUAUCUGAAACAUUUCUGAUGCAUGCUGUAUUUUACGUCUGUUACAUUUUCCACGGUGACUGUUUAAUUCUUGUUAAUCUGUGUACUGUAAUUGUAUGAGUACUGGUAUAUAUAAGACUGAUAAAGAACUUUAUAGAUAUUAACACUGUUUGUAAAUAACAUAGUAGUUCUGUGUAGGACAAAGUUUGACAUGUAUAAUACAGUGGCCAAUAUUGGUUUCUUAUGAUUGUCAUUAAAUUGUGAUUGUA